Molecule: messenger RNA, 3195 nt
Organism: Diachasma alloeum
Lineage: Eukaryota; Metazoa; Arthropoda; Insecta; Hymenoptera; Braconidae
Gene: pug
Product: C-1-tetrahydrofolate synthase, cytoplasmic
Exons: 10
Coding region: 161-2974 (937 amino acids)
Biological process (GO): tetrahydrofolate interconversion
Cellular component (GO): cytosol
Molecular function (GO): methenyltetrahydrofolate cyclohydrolase activity; methylenetetrahydrofolate dehydrogenase (NADP+) activity; formate-tetrahydrofolate ligase activity
Source: RefSeq, a predicted model, not a curated record
UCGAAGAUACUCCGAGUGUUCAAAUAAAUGCGUCAGCGAUCACGCAACUCCGAUGAAACGUGUUGGGACCCCGAGGAGCCACUUGUGAACCGGCUCCGACACCGGCAAACAUCAUUCAAUUAUUGUAACUCAGGGUGAAAUAAUAUUCUUCAACAGGAGAAUGGCGACAGACGUACGAGGUGUUGUUCUCUCCGGAACUGAUCUUGCCAAGGAAAUUCGAGAUGACCUGACGAAACAAGUAUCAUCCCUCCGUUCAAAAUUACCGGACUACGCUCCAGGUCUCGCCAUUGUCCAGGUAGGUGGACGUGAAGACUCCAACGUCUACAUCCGCAUGAAGAUCAAAGCGGCAACUGAAAUCGGGAUAAAUGCUACUCACGUGAAACUGCCGAACACCACAACCGAGAUGGAAUUGCUCAGUAAACUUGACAAAUUGAACAACGAUCCGGCUACUCACGGUAUUAUCGUGCAGAUGCCCCUUGAUAGCGUCAACAGGAUCAACUCUCACCUCAUCACCGAUACGGUGUCACCUGAGAAGGACGUUGAUGGCCUCAAUACUAUCAAUGAGGGACGAGUGGCAAUCGGCGACAUGACUGGAUUCCUCCCCUGCACUCCCAAUGGAUGCAUCGAGCUCAUAAAAAAAAGUGGAGUCCAAAUUGCCGGAGCGAAUGCUGUCGUCCUGGGGAGGUCUAAAAUUGUGGGGACGCCAGUGGCUGAAUUAUUGAAGUGGCACAAUGCUACCGUCACAGUGUGUCACUCACGGACGAAGGACUUGCCCAAAGUGGUGGGUCAGGCUGAUAUUCUCGUUGUUGGAAUCGGACAACCGGAGAUGGUUAAGGGGUCGUGGAUCAAACCUGGAGCUGUUGUUAUUGACUGCGGAAUUAAUGCUAUUGCAGACGCGACGAAGAAAUCUGGUCAGCGUUUAGUCGGGGACGUGGAGUACUCCACGGCGAAGGAGGUCGCCUCCUACAUCACCCCAGUCCCCGGGGGCGUCGGUCCGAUGACGGUUGCGAUGCUGAUGAAGAACACAGUCAUCUCCGCGGAACGUGCGGCGCAGCGUCUGCUCUCCACCACGUGGAGCCUGACCCCCCUCCCCCUGAGACCGCAAACCCCGGUCCCGAGUGACAUCGAGAUCUCGAGGGGUCAAGAGCCGAAGCAGAUCGUCUCCCUCGCGGAGGAGAUCGGCAUCUUCCCGAACGAGCUCAGCCCCUACGGCUCGAAGAAGGCGAAGGUGAGCCUCAGAGUGCUCAAGCGCCUUCAGAACCAGAGGAACGGAAAGUUCGUGGUGGUCGCGGGAAUCACUCCGACCCCCUUCGGCGAGGGCAAGAGCACCACGACCUUGGGACUGGUGCAGGCCCUCACCGCUCACCGCAACAAAAACUCGAUCGCCACCCUGAGGCAGCCGAGCAUGGGCCCCACUUUCGGGGUCAAAGGGGGUGCAGCUGGUGGCGGAUAUUCUCAGGUAAUUCCCAUGGAGGAGUUCAACCUCCACCUGACGGGCGACAUCCACGCGGUGACAGCGGCCCACAAUCUCCUGUCAGCCCAGAUCGACGCGAGAUGGUUCCACGAGUCGACCCAGACCGACAAAGCCCUGUACGAUCGUCUAGUCCCUACCGUCAAGGGCGUGAGAAAAUUCUCCAAUAUCCAGCUGAGACGCCUCAGCAAAUUGGACAUCACCAAAACCGAUCCCAACAGUCUCACCGAAGAGGAGCAGUCGAGAUUCGCCAGGUUGGACAUAGAUCCUGAGAGGAUCACCUGGCCCAGAGUAGUCGAUCUCAACGAUCGCUUCUUGCGAAAGGUGACGAUCGGGCAGAGUCCGACUGAGAAGGGUCGCACCCGAGAGACGAGUUUCAGGAUCUCCGUGGGUUCGGAGAUUAUGGCGAUCCUGGCCCUGUCCACGAGUGUCGAGGACAUGAAGGAGAGACUCGGCAAGAUCGUCGUAGGAUUCUCCAAGACCGGAGUCCCUCUGACAGCUGAGGACUUCGGUAUGACGGGUGCCAUGGCAGUCCUUCUGAAGGACGCCAUCGAGCCCAAUCUCAUGCAGAGCUACGAAGGUACCCCAGUGCUGGUUCACGCCGGGCCCUUUGCGAAUAUCGCCCACGGCUGCUCCUCGAUAAUUGCCGACGCCAUAGGGCUGAAGCUCGUGGGGCCCGAAGGGCUCGUCAUCACCGAGGCUGGCUUUGGCUCUGACAUUGGAAUGGAGAAGUUCUUCGACAUCAAGUGCAGGACAUCGGGGCACGUUCCCAAUGCCAUUGUCUUGGUGACGACAAUCAGAGCCCUGAAGAUGCACGGAGGGGGCCCAACGGUGACACCUGGGGCACCUCUGAAGAAGGAGUACGUGGAGGAGCAUCUGGAUCUCGUGGAGAAGGGUCUCCCAAAUCUUCUCAAGCACAUUGAGAAUGGCAAUCACUUUGGAGUGCCUGUUGUCGUGGCCAUCAAUGCUCAUGGCAGUGACACUAAAGCCGAGCUGGAGCUCGUGAAAACGGCGGCGAUCAAGGGUGGAGCUAGGAAUGCCGUCGUCUGCACCCACUGGGCCGAGGGGGGAAAGGGCGCCCUGGAGCUUGCUGAUGCGGUGAUCGCAGCUACUGAGGAGGCCAGCAAGUUUGAGCUGCUCUACGACUUGGAGUGCAGUAUCGAGGAGAAGAUGAGGACGAUCGCGGAGAAGAUGUACGGGGCUGGGGAGGUGGUGCUCAAUGACAAGGUCAAAGGGGAGAUUGAGGAGUACAAGAGGUUGGGGUAUGAUAAACUACCCUUGUGCAUGGCCAAGACUUCAAACUCUUUGACUGGGGAUCCCAGUGUCAAGGGGGCGCCGAGGAGAUUCCCAUUGGAGGUUAAUGAUAUUUUUGUGUCGACUGGGGCUGGGUUUGUGGUGCCUAUGGUCGGGGAGAUCAUGAUGAUGCCUGGACUGGCUACCAGACCGGCGAUUUAUGAUAUGGAUUGGAAUAGUGAGACUGAUGAGAUUGAGGGACUCUUCUAGAUAAUACGGGGGUUCACUAAAUAUCGAGACCUUUAGUCUUUACUUUCAUUCCCUAAGACAAUCUGUCAUGAAUAAAAUUUCUUUCGUUAAUUAGUGGUAAGAAAAAUUACUUAAGUUACUGAGAAUACCAACGUUUGUUGGUAAAACUAAUUAUAAGAAUAUUUUUGUACUGCUGAACAGUCUGUGCGAGUUGAACCCAUUAAAACCUUGAGUUCAAGAAA